GGGGGCGGGGCCUGCGCCCGCGUGGGCGGGGCCAGAGUGCGAGGGUGCUCGAGAGGAAGGCCGGCGGAGGCGGGGCACUGACAGUGUUUUUUUUUUUUACCCACUUUCCUGGAGCAGCCGCGGAGACGCGCAGGUGCAGACAGCGCGGCCCGGCGGCGGGGCUUCGGCCUCGGAAGCCCUGGAGAUGGCGGCGGGGACCCGGCUGGAGGAUGGUUCGCUGGAUCUCACACAGAGUAUGGAAGAUGACCCCAUUCUAGAUGGUCAGCUUCUGCCACAGCAUUCACUGCACGUUCAUUUCAGACCUAGAUUCCAUGCUCUUCCCACAGUCAUCAUAGCAAAUCUCCUCUUGUUAAUACAUGUUGUAUUCGUUGUUUUAGCAUUUUUAACAGGUUUGCUUUGUUCUUAUCCUAAUCCAAAUGAGGACAAAUGUCCAGGAAACUACAUCAAUCCGUUUAAGGUUCAGACUGUAAUCAUCCUUGGAAAAGUGAUUUUAUGGGUCUUCCAUGUGCUUCUUGAACGUUACAUCCAGUACCACCAUAGCCAAGUGAGAAAUCAAGGCUACAUCAUGAUGUACAGAUCCACUAGACAUCUUAAAAGACUGUCAUUAAUGAUCCACUCAACUGGCAAUGCAGCACUGCUCCUCAUCUUGUGUAUACAGCACUCUUUCCCCAAUCACAGUACCCUCUAUCUCGACUUCAUCCUGGCAGUCCUGGCCGUGGAGCUGAUCUGUUCCAUGAUAUGUCUGGUCAUUUAUACAGUGAAAGUAAGAAAAUUUAAUAAAGCCAAACCAAGACCUGAUAUAAUUGAAGAAGAGAAGAUGUAUGCAUAUACCAAUAAUAGUACCUCAGAGACUGGAUUCAGGACUAGUUCCUGUCUAGAAGAAGUAGUUGAAAAGCAAGGAGAUAUAAUUGAAUACCUGAAACGACACAAUGCCCUGUUAAGCAAGCGACUGCUGGCCUUCACAUCCCCAGAUUCAGCUUCUCAGCCAAGGAGAGAAUGAAGACUCCCAAAGCUUCUGCAUUUCUGGAAUAAUCCAAAAUAAAACCACUCACACUGGACCUUUGGACAAGCUGCCAGUAUUCAAUUAGAGCUUGUGCUGACUAGUUUUUUAAAAAUAAUUUGUGUUGAAAACUUGAAUUUUUGUUUUCAGGUAUGCUGGACUUUUUCCUUCUAUUGCUAUAUAGCUAUAUGUCUUCUGUAGUUGAAAAAUCCAUUUCUGUAAUCAGCAUUUUAAAACAUAGUUUACAGAUACUCAUUUUCCCUACCCCUUGGCAUAAUAGGUUUGAAUUAAUUUAAAUCCUGUUUCCUUAAAGGUAUAGUUUUGGUUUCUUCCAAGUUAACACAUCCAAAUGAAAGUAAAUCCUCUGUUUCUUAACAGCCUGGUCCUUUAGAGAGGUAGUUAAUCCUUUCAGAGAAGUUUCUAAACAAAUGAGCUUAACACAAAUACAUUUAGAUGACAGAAGCCACUGUGAUUAUAUAUGUUUUUCUCCCCCCCCCCAAAAAAAAAAGACCUUAGAGUCAUUUCUACGUACCUGCCUUGUGGUGCUGGGCAGAAACUCAGUUCAUUCAUUUUAAGGCAGUCAUUAGAAAUGUCAUUUUUUGAAAAAGGACUUUGUACAGCUGACAGAAAGUAAACAAGAGCUUGUUUCUCCAAUCUCAUCCUAACUGGAAAUUUAAAGAUAAAGCCAAAUUGCCAACCUGACAUAGAUUCUUUAGAUCUCUAACUUGUUCAGAAAUGAUUUCCCCUCUUCCUGAUAUAAUUUUAGUUGACAUUUUCCAUCAGAACAUUAAAUGUUUCCUUAGGAAAAACCUGAUUUGGGGGGGAUUUAGUUUUUGUUUUUAAUGGAAGAAUGGGUUUCUUCAGUGUCAGAAUAUAUAGAAACUUGUAUAUGUAAUAUAAUAUAUUAUGUAUACAUGUAUAUUUAUCUUCAUUUGAAAACUCAAAAUAGUCCAAUUCUGCAACCCUUGCAAGAUGUGCAUGCAGUAUUAAGCUUAUCACUUUCAUUACUAUUUCCUAAUUGGUGAAUAGAAUGAUAUAUCCUAUAAAGGUGAUUGUGUCACCUGCAAACAGUUCAGAGUGAGUGUGUGUAUGUGUGUGUGUGUGUGUGUGUGUGUAUCUGUCUGUUUUAGGAUGGAAAAAAAUACUCUGUGUAGCUUCUGACUUGUUUAAGUAUGUCUGGGCCCUUUUUUAAACUAGAUUUUAUCUGGGUUUCCUGCUUUGUUUUCAUCAGUUUGUACCUUUAAUGCCAUGCCAUUUCUAGGAAGCCUCUUUCUCCUUCAUUCUAAGAAAAAGCUAUUACAGUCUGCCUUCAACUUUACCACUAUUCUUUAAGAUGUGUGGGAGGAGACAGAUUUUUUUGCAACUCAGUUUGAUGUCUGCAAUUCCAUUUUAAUCACUUUGUAAGAAUUAUGGAAUAUGUUUUGGUUAAAAUAACAGAUAUGUUCUAGAAAUUCUUUUAGGAUCCUCAGGUUUUGAUGUGUGUGGAUACCCAUAUGUACAUAGUUUCUAAAUUGAAUAAUAAAUAUUUUGAAUUGUCCAAACAAUAAAUACUACUGAAAAAGCUGA
This is a messenger RNA of Monodelphis domestica (gray short-tailed opossum), 2566 nucleotides long. It is a transcript of the gene TMEM192, whose product is annotated as transmembrane protein 192. Lineage: Eukaryota; Metazoa; Chordata; Mammalia; Didelphimorphia; Didelphidae. The record is from RefSeq and is a predicted model, not a curated record. Gene Ontology annotation, cellular component: late endosome; lysosomal membrane.